Macadamia integrifolia is the source of this 1714-nucleotide messenger RNA. Its product is annotated as steroid 5-alpha-reductase DET2. Gene Ontology annotation, cellular component: membrane. Gene Ontology annotation, molecular function: 3-oxo-5-alpha-steroid 4-dehydrogenase activity. Gene Ontology annotation, biological process: brassinosteroid biosynthetic process. The transcript has 4 exons. The record is from RefSeq and is a predicted model, not a curated record. NCBI's taxonomy places the organism in Eukaryota, Viridiplantae, Streptophyta, Magnoliopsida, Proteales, Proteaceae. The coding region runs from base 852 to 1646 and encodes 264 amino acids.
CCAGUUUCCGUUAAACCCAUUUGAGAUUUCUCUCUCUCUCUCUCUCGCUGCUCUUGAAAUGUCCCAAAGAUCAAAACAGACGGAUUGAGGGUAAGAAGAGGAAGAUGAAGAUCGUUACGACUCUCUAGGAAACCAACUAUCGACCACUAACUUCUCCGUUUCGCUCUCAGAAGAUAUAUUGAUCUCCGUCUUCGUCUACAUCACUGGUGUACCUAGUGCAUGUGGCUCCUGCCAUUGCAGGGUCUGGGGAGGGUUAUAGUGUACGCUGCCCUACCCCCACUUCGCGGAGAGGCUGUUUCCCAUCUCGAUCCUGUGACCACUGGGUCACAAUGGAGCAACCUUAUCAUUGUGCCAAGGUCUGCCCUCAAUCUUGGGGUAUCUUUCUUAAUUUUAUUCAUAGCUUGCUCUUUGUUACUCUGUCCUAACUUGGUUCAGAAGUCACUUUGAAGGAAGUAUUUGUAUACAAUGGAAAAAGUUGUUGUAGCCAUCCAUUCUUACUGUGUUCCCUCGAGGUUAGCACUUCAUCAUAGUGUUAUGGAUGUGGUAGUUGCAUUUUCAGGUAUAUCAUCUUCAAAAUGAAGAACUGAGGCUUAAGUUACUGGAGGAUAUUGAAUUUUCAAUGAAAGUAAGGGUGGCCUGAAAACAAUGGAUAAAUGCAUAGGAUGACAGACAAAGACGGUUCUUUGAAAAUUGAGAGAGUAGCUGUCCAGAUUCAAAUUGGUCUGAAACUCCAAGUUGGAGAUUGGGACAAUACUCCUGCCAUUUAGUUUGAACUUAACCAAUUGUAAACCAUCCGUCAUUAUAUUUCUAACGCUUGAUCUCCUUCUGAUCUGCCUAACGAACAGUUCUGUAUGGCAUCCUUAACUGACCAAAAUCUUUUCUAUUACUGUCUCCUAUCUCACUUCCUUAUGUCUCCUGCUACCAUCAUCAGCCUCCGGUUUAUCCAAGCCCCAUACGGCAAGCAUUAUCAUGCUGGAUGGGGCCCGACCUUAUCCCCACCAUUGGCUUGGUUCUUGAUGGAAAGCCCCACCAUUUGGCUUACGUUGCUCAUCCUCCCCUUUGGUCAGCACCGAUCCAAUCCCAAAGCUUUAACUCUAAUCUCCGUUUUCCUCUUACACUAUAUUCACCGGACAUUUAUCUACCCUAUUCGCCUCCACAAAACAUCUCUCCAGAGAUCUAAGAGUGCAAAUCGUGUCCCCGUCUCUAUAGCAUUGAUGGCCUUCUCCUACAACCUCCUCAACGCCUAUUUGCAAGCAAGGUGGGUCUCACACUAUGCAAAUUACAGUGAAUUGGUCAACUGGCUGUUUUGGGGCCGGUUUUUGGUGGGGCUGGGAAUUUUCUUCUGUGGUAUGAGGAUAAAUGUACAGUCAGAUAUGGAAUUGCUAGCACUGAAAGGAAAGGAUGGAGGAUAUAAGAUACCUAAAGGAGGAUGGUUUGAGAGUGUGAGUUGCCCAAACUACUUUGGAGAAAUUGUUGAAUGGUUCGGUUGGACAUUCAUGACAUGGUCUUUGGCAGGACUUGGUUUUUUCUUAUACACAUGUGCGAACUUGGUGCCUAGGGCACAUGCAAACCAUCGAUGGUACUUGGAGAAGUUUGGAGAAGAUUAUCCCAAGUCCAGAAAGGCUGUUAUACCCUUUGUGUACUGAAAAACAAUAGAGAUGAUCUUUUCUAGUUUUCUUUUAAUUAGAGAUGGAUGCAGUCUCGUUUCAUUUUA